Molecule: messenger RNA, 760 nt
Organism: Spodoptera litura
Lineage: Eukaryota; Metazoa; Arthropoda; Insecta; Lepidoptera; Noctuidae
Source: RefSeq, a predicted model, not a curated record
UAAAAAUAUGCAUUCAAUAAACAGCUAGAUUAAAACUAAAAUAAUGUACAAAAUGUAAGAAAAUAUCAGACAGGACUAAUCGCAAAUUUAAUACAAGGUUUAUGGCUAAUAUCAAAAUGGAUCAAGAUGAAGGAAUGGAUAAUAUCAUUGAUCUGACAGACACAUCUGACUCAGACUCUUACCAAGACAGAGUAUUUUUGGCUCAACACACACCUUUAGUGCUUGAACUGCACGACAUAAGAAAAGAUGAUCCAUUGCCCACUGAUGCUACUCCACCACAGCCACCAACAGCUGGAAAACUAAGGAAGCAAAAAAAGAAGAAGAAAGAUACAGCCAAUAAAAACGCGAGUUACUCUAGUCUUUCUAGUGAGAAUUUGUCUGAUGCUAGCUCCGUGGCGCCACCUCCUGAGACAAAAGAAAAGUUUUAUGAUGCCCGUGAAAGUUAUCAUGGUAUACCACCAAACCAGGUGCCAUUAACUGCAGCAGCUGCAGUACUACAAACGCAUUCUGUUACACCUUCCAUCACUCAUUCUAUUGAAGCUGCCCAAGACCCGAAAACUACGGCACCAGCAUCAUCUCAACAGCAAACAACUACUUCAGCUCCUACGGAAGAAAGAAAAGAGCCAUCUCCUAUUAGUAAACCAACCUUACCGCGGGAAUGAGUCGAUCUUGAAACUCCUACAACUUAUAAUGUGAUUAUGCCGCCAUCGUAUAUGAAGUUACAAUGAUACUUCUAAAUACAUAACAUAUUAAACAUUAU